Molecule: messenger RNA, 2234 nt
Organism: Siniperca chuatsi (mandarin fish)
Lineage: Eukaryota; Metazoa; Chordata; Actinopteri; Centrarchiformes; Sinipercidae
Gene: cyp20a1
Product: cytochrome P450 20A1
Exons: 13
Coding region: 166-1554 (462 amino acids)
Cellular component (GO): membrane
Molecular function (GO): iron ion binding; monooxygenase activity; heme binding
Source: RefSeq, a predicted model, not a curated record
GUUUGUUCUGCCUGACAUCCAGACUUUGUAGUCGAACUCAGAGAAGCAAUGUCGCCCUGCAGUUUCUGUUGACGUGGUAACGGUGACUGUUAUCAGGUUGGGUGGAAAUCUCCAGUGACUCAUGAGCAGAAGUUAGCAAAAUAGUGCUAUUAAAAGCGAGAAGUCAUGCUGGACUUUGCCAUCUUUGCUGUCACGUUUGUCGUCAUUUUGGUCGGUGCUGUUCUCUAUUUGUACCCGUCAUCCAGAAGGGCCUCUGGCAUCCCAGGUCUCAAUCCUACAGAUGAGAAGGAUGGGAACCUGCAGGACAUUGUGAACAGAGGCAGUCUGCAUGAGUUCCUCGUCAGUCUGCAUCAGGAGUUCGGGUCUGUGGCGUCGUUCUGGUUUGGCGGUCAGCCGGUGGUUAGCCUGGGCUCUGUGCGCCAGUUACAGCAACACAUCAACCCCAACCACACCACUGACUCCUUUGAGACGAUGCUUAAGUCGUUGCUAGGUUACCAGUCAGGAAUGGGAGGCGGGGCCACAGAGACCGUGAUAAGGAAAAAGGUGUACGAGAGUGCCAUCAACAACACACUGAAGAACAACUUCCCUCUUGUGCUCAAGCUGGUGGAGGAGCUGGUGGGAAAGUGGAAGUCAUUCCCAGAGGCUCAGCAUACCCCUCUGUGUGCCCACCUGCUGGGUCUGGCCAUGAAGACUGUCACCCAGCUGGCUCUGGGCGAGCGCUACAGAGACGACACUGAGGUCCUCUCCUUCCGCAAGAACCACGACGCGAUCUGGUCAGAAAUCGGGAAAGGCUACUUGGACGGCUCCCUGGAGAAGAGCUCCAACAGGAAAGGACAUUAUGCGAAGGCUCUGUCAGAGAUGGAGUCCAUGCUGCUGUCGGUGGCGAAGGAGAGAAAAGCCCAGAGGAAGCAGACGGUGUUUGUGGACGCUCUGCUUCAGUCCAGCCUCACAGAACGACAGAUCAUGGAGGACUGUAUGGUUUUCACUUUGGCCGGAUGCGUCAUCACUGCCAACUUGUGUAUCUGGGCGCUUCGCUUCCUGUCCACCUCAGAGGAAGUUCAGGACAAACUAUACCAGGAGCUGGAUGAGGUUUUGGGUUCAGAUCCAGUUACCUUGGACAAGAUCCCUCAGCUCAGAUACUGCCAGCAGGUCCUCAAUGAGACGGUGAGGACUGCCAAGCUGACCCCCGUCGCGGCUCGGCUUCAGCAAGUGGAGGGCAAAGUCGAUCAACAUGUCAUUCCCAAAGAGACUUUGGUCAUCUACGCUUUGGGAGUGGUCCUGCAAGAUUCUGACACCUGGAGCACCCCAUACAGGUUUGAUCCAGAUCGAUUUGAGGAGGAAUCAGUCAGGAAGAGCUUCUGUCUGCUCGGAUUCUCUGGGAAUCAAACAUGCCCAGAGCUCAGGUUCGCCUACACUGUAGCUACUGUCCUGCUCAGCACUUUGGUGCGACAGCUGAAGCUUCACCAGUUGAAGGGACAGGUCAUGGAGGUCAGAUCUGAGCUGGUAUCCACACCUAAGGACGAAACCUGGAUCACAGUCAGCAGAAGAAGCUAGAACUAGUCUUUAGAAACCCCUGCAGGGAGAAGAGCUGAAGAGUCCUGUCUCUAAAAAAACAAUCGAUUUAACAUCUUGAUUAAAAGAAUUUCCAGAAAAGUAUUUCUUGAAUGUUGAGGAUCCAGUGACUCGCGUUAGAGAAACCCAUGACUCACGUUAACUCCUGUCUUUUUAAACAACAUUAUGGUAGUUGACACUUUUUGAAAUUAAACUCUUAAUUUGCAUGAUUCUUGAAGGCUUUUUUUUUCCUUCCCAUUGUUGUAUUUCUGGUGCUUUUUACUGUACAGUAAUCUGAGGCCUUAAACACAUUAUCACCUUGUCUGUUCACAAGGCAGAUUUGCACUUAUUGAAAGACCCCAUCUGUCAAAGGAGGGAAACUCAGUGGUUUAAUACUCUGCGAUGUAGAGAAAAACAACGUGCUGCCAAAGGUUUUUCUACAAUUCCUAGUACAACUGCCUUGAGUCAAAAUUCCCAAUGGCAUGUGGCUUGUUUGUCUAUUGAAAUGGCCCACAGGACAUUUAAACAUUUCAUUCCUUUUUUAAACACAGUUGCAUCUUACAUAUAUAAAAUAUGUAUGAGGAUUUUGUGUUUUUAUUUCAUUCUUUUAUAUUUUAAAUUGUGUAUCACUGCUUCCCUGACAAGCACGUUUCCUACAUCAAAUAAAGAAUUUUUAAUUUGUA